This is a messenger RNA of Trichoderma gamsii, 1278 nucleotides long. RefSeq names its product translation initiation factor 5. Bases 1 to 1278 code for a protein of 425 amino acids. Gene Ontology annotation, biological process: formation of translation preinitiation complex; translational initiation; formation of cytoplasmic translation initiation complex. The transcript has 2 exons. The record is from RefSeq and is a predicted model, not a curated record. Lineage: Eukaryota; Fungi; Ascomycota; Sordariomycetes; Hypocreales; Hypocreaceae. Gene Ontology annotation, molecular function: eukaryotic initiation factor eIF2 binding; GDP-dissociation inhibitor activity; translation initiation factor activity. Gene Ontology annotation, cellular component: cytosol.
AUGGCUCUCGUCAACGUUCGUCGCGAUGUCAGCGAUGCCUUCUACCGCUACAAGAUGGAGCGCAUCCAGACCAAGAUUGAAGGCAAGGGUAACGGUAUCAAGACCGUUGUCGUCAACUUGUCCAGCGUCGCUCAGUCUCUUGCUCGCCCUGGUUCCUAUGUCAUCAAGUACUUUGGUUUCGAGCUUGGUGCUCAGACCAACAUUGACCCCAAGGACGACCGUUGGAUCAUCAACGGCGCCCACGAUGCUGCCAAGCUGCAGGACCAUCUCGAUGGCUUCAUCAACAAAUUCGUCCUCUGCAAGAAAUGCAAGAACCCUGAGACCGAUGUCAUCAUCAAAGAUGAUCACAUCAUCCUCGAUUGCAAGGCUUGCGGUCAGCGCACCGACGUUGACCUCCGCUUGAAGCUUAGUGGAUUCAUCCUUAAGAACCAGCCCAAGAAGGGCAAGAAGGACAAGGCUGAGCGCCGAGCUGCCAAAAAGGCCAAGCAGAAUGGCCAUGCCAAGGAGAAUGGCGCCGGCAGCGGCGAAGAUGGCUCUGAGCACGGCUCCAACGAGACUGGCGACAACGAGGCCGACGUCGGCAGCGAUGACGAGUUCCAAAAAGUCCAGGCCGAGGCAAUUACCGCUGCCAACGCUGAACACGAGAUCAAGGAUGAUGAGUGGGCUGUCGACAUGAGCGCGGAAGCCGUCAAGGCCCGCCAAGCACAGCUGCCCGGCGAGCUCAAGCAGAAGCUCAACAUUGGCGGCGACGACGAAGACGAGGACGGCGAGGGUGGUGGCAACACCGUCUACGACGACCUUGGCAACUGGAUUGUCCAGGAGGCUGAAGAGAAGGGUGGCGUUGACAAGGUCGACUCCAUCAACAUUUAUGUCAAGGCCAAGGAGCUUGGCAUCGAGAACAAGCACCGAUCUGUUCUCGUUCUGGUGCAGACCGUCUUUGACAAGAACAUCCUUGCCCAGAUUCCCAAGCGCGCAAGCAUGCUUAAACAGUUUGUUACGUCUGAGAAGCAUGAAAAGGCCCUGCUCGGUGGCACUGAGCGCCUCGUCGGCACCCUCAGCAAGGAGCACCCCGAAUUGCUGCAGCAAGUCGCCAAGAUCCUGCAGCUGUACUAUGAGCAUGAUCUUGCUACCGAGGAAGUCCUCAUCCCCUGGGGCUCCAAGGCCAGCAAGAAGUACGUCGACGUUGCUACUUCUCGCAAGGUCCGCAAGGCUGCUGAGCCCUUUAUCAACUGGCUCAAGGAGGCCGAAGAGGAGGAAUCCUCUGAAGAGGACGAGUAA